Molecule: messenger RNA, 1789 nt
Organism: Erythranthe guttata (spotted monkey flower)
Lineage: Eukaryota; Viridiplantae; Streptophyta; Magnoliopsida; Lamiales; Phrymaceae
Gene: DDL
Product: SMAD/FHA domain-containing protein
Molecular function (GO): protein binding
Source: RefSeq, a predicted model, not a curated record
AUUACUCGCCUUUCUCUCUCUACACCUCCACUGAAGCACAGCGGAGCCCUAAUCCUCUUCAAUUUGUGUUUUUUCUGCUUCUUCUUAUCAGAAAAGUUGUUUGAUGCAAUAAAUCUUAGAUGGGGCGCAGCAAUUCUAGAUCUCCCGUCAGAACCCGUGGAUCUCCUCGUAGGAGGAGCCCCUCGAGAAGGGAAAAAUCUCCUGCUCGACACAGGAGUUCGAAUGCAGAAAAGCCUUCAGCUCGCAAUAGAUCACCAAAACGUGCUAGGUCAAGGUCUCCUGUAGUUCAGUCACCGGUGAGGGAGAAACCCUACACUCGCACCAAAUCUCCAAGACAAAGAUCACCCUCUCCAGUCAGACAAAAACCAUCAAGUCGAAUUAGGGCACCGAAACACGAGAAAUCGAGAUCCCCACCACCUCUUUCACCUUUGAAAGAGAAGCUAUCGUCUCGAACCAGGAGGUCCCCUGAUCCGGUGGCAUCCAAGUCAUUGCCUCCGCCGCCAGAGAAAGGAAAACCGUCAAUUCGAAACAGGUCCCCCACAAUUGCUAGAGCAAGGUCUCCCGAAUCUCAAUCUCUUUCACCACGUAGUAAAAGAUUGAAACGAGCUAAAGCUGAGCGGGAUGCUGAAAAGGGGAGUGAGAGGGAACAUGAAAAGAACCACAGAAGGAAGGGUGACAGGGAUACACAUGAGGAAAAGGAUUUGGUCAGAGAUUCGGCAGUUGAAAGGCAAGAUAGAAGGCCAGUAAGGGAUGCAGCUGGCAAUGGUUCUACGUCGAGGCAUGGACGCUCGGAUUCGCCUUCUGAUCAUCAUCACCACAGGGGCCGACAAAGAUCAAGAUCGCCUCAUGCGGCUGAUGACAGAGGACGUAAUGAGGUGGCGAACUCAAGAGAUUCUGAGCCGCGGAAUGGUGAUGAUGAUUCAGUGGCUAAGAUGAAGGCUGCUGAAGAGACAUUGGAAGCAAAGGAGAAGCAAAAACCUUCAUUUGAGCUCUCUGGAAAACUUGCUGCAGAAACUAAUCGAUUCAGAGGUGUAACGCUGCUGUUUAAUGAACCACCCGAUGCUCGAAAACCUGAUGUAAGGUGGCGCCUGUAUGUUUUCAAGGGUGGUGAAGUUCUUAAUGAACCUCUUUAUGUACACCGUCAAAGUUGCUACCUUUUUGGUAGAGAAAGAAGAGUUGCAGAUAUCCCUACAGACCACCCAUCCUGCAGCAAACAACAUGCUGUUCUCCAAUACAGGCAAGUGGAAGAGGAAAACCCAGACGGCACCAUGUCAAAAAGAGUGAAGCCGUAUGUUAUGGAUCUGGGAAGCACAAACGGCACAUUCAUUAAUGAAAACCAAAUAGAACCUCAGAGGUACUACGAGCUGAUGGAAAAAGAUACCGUGAAGUUUGGUAACAGCAGCCGUGAAUACGUUAUACUGCACGAGAAUUCUGCUGAAUGAAGCGGCUACUGAAGAGGAGAGUCGCCUUUUCUUGUAUGCCAAGGCACGGUGCAGCGAACAAAAUACUAAAAGCUUUAUUCCUUAGCAGGUAUCUGUUUUUUGGUGUGCUGUUACGCACCUACGUAAUUUAGUCUUUUAAAAUAUCGCUGCAAGUGCAACUCUAAUUUGUAAAUUAAACAAAUUAAAUGGAUCAAAAAUGGGAUCUCGUAGGCAUCUGAAAUCAGAAACGCAGAGUUGGUUUUUCUUCUUUCUCAAUUGGUUGUAGCGUAAAUUUGAAAUUGUGGACAAAUUUCAAGGAACGUAUUUUGGUACUUUGUAUUUGAAUGUAUUCCGAUGGUUAUUUGUUG